AUGAAGACGACCUCGCCUUUGGCGCCAUGCGGGAGCCAACGCGCCGCACCGAUCCAGGAGCAGGUCGCAGCGCUCGACACCGCCUUCUUCCAUUCGAGCGAGUCGCCUUGCAUCGGCAACGACCCCGCCGAGUCGUUGACGACGGCGAUCCAGGCGUUGCAGCCGCUAUUGACCAAGUCCGCCGCGGCCACCUAUCCCAGUCACAUCUUGGACUUCGCCGUACAGUGCAUUGCGGCCUUGCCGGUCGAGACGAGCGCGGUCGUCCGCGAAAUCCAAAAGCUGCGCUACGUUCUCCCCGACCAAAUGCCAUGCAGCAUGGUGGCACGAUCCGUAAUGCAUGCACCGCCAUCGACGUCGCUGUCGAUCGCGUCCAAGCCAGAGGCGCACAACGUUGGCUGGAGCAAUGGCGCCAAUCCGACGUCUCAAGUGUCGAUCAAUGGCCAGUACGCAGCCGAUGCACACGCGAUGACCCCAGAGACGACCAGGAACGUGCGCCCGAAGAGAGACAUGGAUCAAGCCGCAAUGUUUUCAGCCAACAGCCAAGCCCGUCCGACCGAGACGGACCUCCCGCGCUCUUCCGGGAGUGAAAAGCCCGGCUGGGCCCAGCCUGCAACGUUUGGACGCAGCGCCUCCGAGUCGGCCACCGGCAUUUGA
Messenger RNA from Saprolegnia parasitica CBS 223.65, 654 nucleotides. RefSeq lists its product as hypothetical. Lineage: Eukaryota; Oomycota; Saprolegniomycetes; Saprolegniales; Saprolegniaceae. The transcript is spliced from 2 exons. Bases 1 to 654 code for a protein of 217 amino acids. The record is from RefSeq and is a predicted model, not a curated record.